AUGGCAUCUACAGACAACUUAAAAGAAGUAACAGCAGGAGUUGCAAAGGUUGCAAGCAACAUGUGGAUCAAGAGUAUUGACUCUGAAGAUGGAGCAAACCAAGACAACCCCACUCACCCAUACAUCAUCACCAACGUCGAACAAUACCAACCAACAAGAGAAAUGAUGGAAAAGUUUGAAAUACGAAGAAAUCAAUUGGACAAGUCUAUUCCAGCUGGCAAGAAAUUGGAAACUUUAAAUCUAUUCUUUAAUCCAACAAGUGAAUCACAAUUGAAAAAGAUCUUACAAGUUGGAUGGCCAUCAACAUAUGAUGCAGUAGACGUUUCAUUCUUUUCAAACGCAAACAAGGCAAUUCUUGAUAACCCAAUUUCAUACUAUAAACUAUUGAUUGUUAGAGUUUGUCUUGGUAGAGAGGGUGUCGAUUUUACAUUGGCCAAUGGAAGAUAUAGAGUAAGAGAUUUGAAUGGUGUCAUGACAUCUUUCCUUAUUACCUAUCGUAAUUCUUUGGCUCCCAACUCUACUCCCCCAGUUUCACCAUUUAAAUCAUCCACCUCUACCCUCUCCCCAGCCUCCCCAAUGACCACUUCUACUGCCUCUACCAUCAAAACAUCUUCAUCUGCAUCUGUAUCACCAGCCAAGCCAAAAUUGGCAUCCGGUCAAUUAAUUGGAGAUGGUCUCGUAUGUCCAUCUUGUGGAACCGACAAGAAUGCUGGAAACACUCGUUAUUGUAUUAGAUGUGGUGCCUGUUUGUUGUAA
This is a messenger RNA of Cavenderia fasciculata, 756 nucleotides long. RefSeq lists its product as uncharacterized. The transcript is spliced from 3 exons. The record is from RefSeq and is a predicted model, not a curated record. Bases 1 to 756 code for a protein of 251 amino acids. NCBI's taxonomy places the organism in Eukaryota, Evosea, Eumycetozoa, Acytosteliales, Cavenderiaceae.